This is a messenger RNA of Plasmodium vivax (malaria parasite P. vivax), 2703 nucleotides long. RefSeq names its product DNA repair helicase, putative. The record is from RefSeq and is a predicted model, not a curated record. Gene Ontology annotation, molecular function: hydrolase activity; ATP binding; 3'-5' DNA helicase activity. Gene Ontology annotation, cellular component: nucleotide-excision repair factor 3 complex; transcription factor TFIIH holo complex; transcription preinitiation complex. The coding region runs from base 1 to 2703 and encodes 900 amino acids. Gene Ontology annotation, biological process: transcription initiation at RNA polymerase II promoter; nucleotide-excision repair. Lineage: Eukaryota; Apicomplexa; Aconoidasida; Haemosporida; Plasmodiidae. The transcript is spliced from 3 exons.
AUGGAGGAUUCGGGUGAGCACAGCAGCACGAAUUCUCACAAAAGGGGUGUUAACAAAAGAUCAGAUAUUUUAAAUGAGGAUUACUAUGCCAGAAUUGAGAAAAGGCGCAAGUUGAAGGCCGCCAAGAAGAUGGGCGAAGGCGAAGACGGGGAGUUCCCCCAAAAUGUCAAGAGCAAACUGAAGGAGUACUACGAAAUGCGGUUCGACAAGAAGGUGAUAAACCUGCCAUUCAGCACAGACUCGAUAAACAUACAGCAGAGGGGGUUUCACGAUUACAGCAAAGACAUGAAGUUAAAAAAGAAUCACAUGAACAAGCCAUUGUGGAUAUGCUCAGACGGAUUUAUAUACCUAGAAAUGUUCAACAGUUGCAGUAAGCAGGCCUCGGAUUUUCUCAUAACGAUUGCGGAACCGAUUUGUAGGCCAGAAUUAAUUCACGAAUUUCAGCUGACCAUCUUUUCUUUAUAUGCAGCCAUAUCCGUGGGGAUUACCCUCGAUGAGUUGUUAGUCAACUUGGACAAAUUUUCGAAAAACUUUUUGCCAAACGAGUUAGUACAGAACAUUACCAAAAGUGCCGAAUCGUUUGGGAAGGCAAAAUUAGUGCUCAGGGAAAAUAAGUACUACAUUGAAGCUACCAACAAAUCUGAGCUGGAUUAUCUGCUGAAGAACAGCAUCAUCAAGAAUGCGAGGUUGUACUCAAGUGAGAGUAGCGGUGACCAGAGGGUUAAGAAUAUGUUUUCGCUGGGCAGCAACUUUCAGGAGGGUCGAUCUGGUCAAGGUGGAGCUGAUAGUGGGGCUGCUAACAGUGGUGCAUCUAACAGUGGUACAGCUGAUCGUGGCACAACUAACAAUGGCGCAGCUAACAAUCGGAGCAAUUUUUUAAGCGAAGCCGGCGGAGAUAAGAAGCCCAAGGAUACCUACGUGACGUACGAGGCGCCCGUCUUGGACACCACUCAGCUGGGCUUCAAAAUAAGCGAAAGCGAAAAGCAGCUAAUGUUGGAGGAGAAAAAAAACGCGAACGAAAAUUUAAACGACAAAUCAGCAACGUCCGCUGAGGUUUACUCAUUCGAAGUGAACUGCGACAAAAUAGAGGAGGUAAAGCAGGAGGCGUUGCAAACGAUGCAGAGGCCUCUACUAAUGGAAUACGAUUUUAGGAGAGAUAAAAAGAACCCCAAUUUAAUUUGCUCGUUAAAAAGUCAUGUGCAGAUUAGGUACUACCAAGAAAAGGCUUUGAGAAAAAUGUUCAGCAAUGGGAGGAGUAGGUCGGGCAUUAUAGUUCUUCCCUGUGGGGUGGGUAAAACCUUGACGGGAAUUACAGCUGCUAGUACUAUUAAGAAGUCGUCUCUCUUCUUAACCACGUCAGCGGUAGCAGUGGAGCAAUGGAAAAAGCAGUUUGAAGAUUUCACAAAUAUACACCCAAGGCAUAUAAGAAUUUUGACGUCGGAUUAUAAAUUCGAUUUGUGGCCUAUUAACGAAGCAGGGGUGUUAAUUUCGACGUACACCAUGUUGGCGUACUCUGGAAAAAGGAGCGAGCAAAGUUUGAAGAUUGUAAAUGAUAUAAGGCGAAGAGAGUGGGGACUACUCGUUUUUGACGAGGUGCAAUUCGCCCCAGCACCAUCAUUUAGGAGAAUAAACGAUAUAGUAAAAUCGCAUUGUAAGUUGGGUCUAACGGCAACCCUGGUGAGAGAAGAUUUGCUGAUCAGAGAUUUACAGUGGAUUAUUGGGCCCAAAUUGUACGAAGCGAAUUGGGUUGAGCUCCAAAAUAAGGGGUUCUUGGCGAAAGCCCUGUGCAAAGAAAUAUGGUGUAGCAUGCCUAGCUCGUUUUAUAAAUACUAUUUGAAGUCAAACAGCUUUAUUAAGAGAAGACUGUACACUUGUAACCCUAGGAAGCUAAUGAUGUGUGAGUAUUUAAUAAAAUACCACGAACAGAAUAAUGACAAAAUUAUCGUUUUUAGUGACAACAUCUUUGCCCUUUUGCACAUUGCGAAAACGUUGAACAAGCCAUUUAUAUAUGGCAAGCUUUCUCCCAUUGAGAGAAUAGCAAUUAUUAACAAGUUUAAAAACGACUCCACCAUUAAUACCAUUCUGUUGAGUAAAGUUGGAGAUAACGCAAUCGACAUUCCUAUUGCAAAUGUGGUUAUUCAGAUAUCUUUCAAUUUUGCGUCGAGAAGACAGGAGGCUCAAAGGUUGGGAAGAAUUAUUCGGCCAAAAAAUAAAGCCAAUGAGAAAAAAAACAUUAACGAUCCGGACUCCUUCUUUUACAGCCUGGUUAGUAAAGACACCAUAGAAAUGUGCUACUCGGAUAAGAGGCAGCGGUUUCUCAUCAACCAGGGAUAUGCCUACAACGUCCUUAGUGAUAAUAUUGUCGAUUUUAAUAAAUUAAAUUUGGUGUACAAAAAUAAAAAAAUUCAGGAAAAUUUGCUAAAGUGUAUUUUGGCAAGCACUGACGAUGGUAAUAAUGACGAAGAUGAUGACCUAUUUGAUGAUCCCAGUUAUAAAAAAGAUGCUCCAAAAAUGGGAAGCAAAACAAAUGUAGUUUCUUCGCACGGCAAAAAGGAUGACGCGCUGAAGAAGGUGGACAGUGGGGGCUUGCUAAAACUGUCCGCCAACAUAGAUGUAACCUUUAGCGACAAAAAGAAAACCUCGCAGAAGAAGUUCGCGGAUAAGCACAUUCUUUUUAGGAAGUUUCUAAAUCAGAACAGGUAG